Messenger RNA from Aspergillus mulundensis, 1767 nucleotides. RefSeq lists its product as uncharacterized. Bases 1 to 1767 code for a protein of 588 amino acids. Gene Ontology annotation, biological process: DNA-templated transcription; positive regulation of transcription by RNA polymerase II. Gene Ontology annotation, molecular function: DNA-binding transcription factor activity, RNA polymerase II-specific; zinc ion binding; sequence-specific DNA binding. The transcript is spliced from 4 exons. Lineage: Eukaryota; Fungi; Ascomycota; Eurotiomycetes; Eurotiales; Aspergillaceae. The record is from RefSeq and is a predicted model, not a curated record.
AUGGCCCCAACACAGAGCAAGGGUCCGAUGUCCGGCUGCUGUCCGUCCAGGCGGCCCCAGGCCUGCGAGCGUUGUUGGAAGCGGAAGCAAAAGUGCGACCGGCUGAUUCCCACCUGCACGGCCUGCGUCGAGGCCGGGGCUCAUUGCAAUCCGCGUCAGGUCCCGGUGGUGCCUUCCGACGACAGCAGUGGGCUCUCGCACGCGGCCUUGCCUGGUUACAUAGAGUCCCUCACCCAAAGGAUUGAGCUGUUGAAGGCCUUCUCGCAGCGUAAGCGACAGCGAGUAGCAUCAGAGGACGUUGGUGAACAUGCCACACCACCUUUGAACCCAGAAGGGCUGGACAGCUCGGUGCAGGCCGCCAUGGGGGAAAUUGGCUUUCUCUCACGCAGUGCCAUGGCAGAGCCUCGCGAGGGGGCCAGUGGCUUUCCACGACAGCUUGCCAUGAGCGAGAUGCUGCAGGCAAUGCUCAGUCUGAGUGGCCAGAGCCCAUCCAAGUCCAACGGCGCAGCUACCGAGACAUCGGAAUGGGAUCUCGUCGCAGUCGCAGAACCCCGGCAGACCCUCAGGGAGGACUUUGCCGCGCCAUUCCUGCAACGAUUCCUGCGGAACAUCGGCAUGUACUAUCAGCGUUUUGACAGGACCGCACUCGAAGCUCAGUACGCAGCUUUCUUUGACGAUACCAGCUCCGGUUCACUCGAGACGUCGGAUGCUUCUAAAGCACACCGAGAUUUCUGUGUCUACCUUGCCAUUGCCAUUGGAAUGCUUCUAUCACCACGGCCCAGCCGACUGGAGGUCUUGUCGCAGAGUCUGCAUUCGGCAGCCAGCAAGCUGCUUCCCAGGAUCCUCCAGACUGGAAAUGGUGCAAAUCUCAUCCAUUGCCUGAUGCUGUUGGUCGUAUAUUCGAUUCUGAGCCCAAAUGGAGGGUCGGCUUGGCACUUGCUUGGGCUGGCGAUGAAGAGAUGCGUGGCCUUUGGCAUGCAUAAAGAGCAGGAUGCAGCUUCCACUCUGCCGAAAGGGGAGAGUAGCCCAAGACAGCAUCUUUUCUGGACCUUGUAUUGUCUCGACCGGACUAUCUGCACCGUCAUGGACCGCCCGUUCGCCAUCCAGGACGAGGACAUCAAUUUGCCUUUCCCAGAGCAGCCUGCAGAUGAUACUGACGCCCAGGCAGCAUUCGAGUUUCAUCUGCUGCUGUACGCGAAGCUCGCCACAAGCAUUCGCCACAACGACGAGCGAUGCCCACUGUUUCACUAUAGGAAUGUAUGCUUUUGGAGAGACGUGCCGCGUGAGGUGCGCCCAUUCUUAGACUCCAACGAGACGGCGCGCAACUACAUUGAGCAGCUGUCAUGCAGGGCGCUUACCCAGAUCCUCGCUCUCUACAUGGUGCACGACUACGCGAGUCCCAUCUCGGAGUCGCACCUGCUGGAGAUAGAGCAGGAUAUACGUGGCAGCUGCGAGAGAAUGAUCGAACAGAUGUAUCGAUCCUUAGAUCGCCCUCCUUCGGUGGUAGCAUUCACCGACGGCUACGACAUCUUUGCGGCCGGGGUAGCCAUCAUCUGCAUGAAUAGCCCAACGAACACAGAGCAUGUUUUGGUCGAUGCGACCGUAGUGAACAAAUGCGUUGCAGUCCUGACUGCCUUGGGAGAGCGAUUUCCGGGGAUCAAGGUGUUUCGGAGGGUUCUGUUGGCCGUAUCGGACGUUGGCUCAGGACGACAGACGGAGGACCUAUCUGUAAGCACAGCUCAUGAUCCCCGAGCAGAGUUUAGCUAA